CACACGCAGAGUGAGCUCAGAAUUCAAUCCCUCCUCCGCUCCGCUGAGAUGGACUUGGUGAAGCUGCUGACAGCUCUGUUCUGCGUCUCCUUGGGCUCCAGCUGUGCGUCGCGACUUCUCGGCGGUCAGCGUAUUUGCCGGAGGGGCACAGACCUGCCAUGCUACAAGAUCGCCUACUUCCAGGAUGGGGGACACAGGCUGACUUUCGACGAGGCUAGAAAUGCAUGCCGCAGUGACAGAGGCGAGCUCCUCAGUGUCGAGACAGAGAACGAACAGCAUCUGAUCGAGCGGUUUGUGCAGCAGCUGCAGGCCACCCACGGGGACUUCUGGAUCGGUUUUCGCAGGAGCCACGGGUACCUGGAGUCACGCAGCAACUGCUCUUGGCAGUACCGUUGGCUGGAUGGUAGCCUGGCAACCUUCAGGAUGUGGCACACAGGUGAGCCGUCCUGCGGCACUCAGGUGUGUGUGGCGAUGGGCAGCCAGUUAUCGCGACCCUCUGAUGGCUUGCGCACACUUCCGUGGAAUGACGACGACUGCGGCACCAGGAAUAAUUUCAUCUGCAAGUACUCCCAAGAACUGCCACGGGUGCCUGCUGAAAGAUCUGUACCACAGCCAGAUGCUCCCAUCAUCCCUACACCAUCAAGGAACCCACCAGUCACACUGAGCGACGAGGAAGGCAGUCACCUGAAUGUGGUCUACAUCAUCUUCCCCAUUGGCUCUCUCCUGCUGCUCCUGCUGCUGGCUUCAGGGAUCAUCUGCUGCAGGGCUCUCACCAGAGGGUGGAAGGAACGAGCGCCGCAAGCCGCAGAGGGGUGUGGCAGGACCUUGGGUCAAAAUGUUCACAGGGACAUCUACAAGCACCGUGAUCCCAACCUGUUAGCGACGUACCGUCCCUUCUCAGGCGACUACGAGAACCUGCCAAAGAGGGACCUGGACAGUGGCUUUGUCACCAACAUCAUAUACGAGACAUGUCAAGGCCAAGGGCGAUCGUGUCGUGAUGCUGGCUGGGUGGAGAAUGAGAUCUAUGGCUAGUGGAGGCAGUAGAUUUUCUUUGUGCCACAUCCAUCUCUGCUGUCCACUGUGGGCCAGUCCAGACUUGGAGUCAUAUUCCCCUUGGGUGGAGCCCCCGUCAUACUGGCGGCUGUGGGACUGGUUUAUCUGGAAUGGCAAAGCUAAUAUAAAGGGGCAGUCACACUCAGGUGCUCUCCGUUGCCCUUAUGGAAGUGGACAUCUUAGUAUCCAUCCCAAAGGGGACUGUGUUAACCUUAGUGCAUGAGCGCUGGAUGAGUUCCUAGGACAUUAACCACUUUCUUGAACAUCCUCUGAAACAAUGACAAGUUCUUCUGUAAAAGAGGCCCUUACGUUCCCUUUGGUGGGACCAGCUGGUCAGGGUGCACCAUCUCAGCUUUGCCUUGCACUGCAGUGUGGUGCAUGACGGGCACAUGCUGUUAUGUGGUUUUGCAGUAGAUCAUGCCAAUGAACUCAUGGCAUGUUCUCCAUGACCAACCCAUGAACAUGCAGCACUAAUAAAGCUGCAAAGUGAAAUACAAGUCAUGACUAGUGCUUUUGUCCAUCAUUACAAACUAUACGAAAUUAAUACAGCAAAUACAACAGUCAUUUGCAAAGACUUCAGUGCAUGAGGCGAAGACCAUUUAGAUGAGAAUCCCAAAAGACGGGGGGCUACUGAUACAGUAUCGACUUUUUUAGCAGUGAAGUAUUUCCAAAUGAUAGGUG
Messenger RNA from Scleropages formosus (Asian bonytongue), 1734 nucleotides. Its product is annotated as layilin-like. Bases 49 to 1032 code for a protein of 327 amino acids. Lineage: Eukaryota; Metazoa; Chordata; Actinopteri; Osteoglossiformes; Osteoglossidae. The record is from RefSeq and is a predicted model, not a curated record. Gene Ontology annotation, molecular function: hyaluronic acid binding. The transcript is spliced from 7 exons.